Prunus mume (Japanese apricot) is the source of this 5084-nucleotide messenger RNA. The record is from RefSeq and is a predicted model, not a curated record. NCBI's taxonomy places the organism in Eukaryota, Viridiplantae, Streptophyta, Magnoliopsida, Rosales, Rosaceae.
AUGAAAUGCCCUCUUUCAACUUCAAAAGAAAUCACUCAGUGACCGAAGACUUGGACUUCCAUUGGACGUUGGACUUGGAGAUAGCUGACAAGAGAAAAACGUGCUCGCCACUACAUGGUUUUGCAACACUCUCUCUCUCUCUCUCUCCCUGUUAGCUUUGCUUCUUGUUGCUGGUGCCUGGUGAGGAAAUUCUUUAUUAUCGUGAGGGAAAUAUCAAGUAAUUGCCUGCAUAUUUCCUUGAAUUAAUCUCACCACAGUUUUACCAAGAAAGCAACCAUCCAAAUAACUCGCCUGAUCCAAUCAAAAGAAAGCACUCAUUGAAAAGCAAAAGAAUCAUGCCGCUUUCUUUUAUGGGGUUCUUCCAUAAAGAAAUAAAAAAGAUAAAUGACUCCCAUUGGUGAAAAGAGAAACCGUGUUCUCACCACUACACGGUUUCCAAGUCUCUCUCUUUUUUGAGGCUGCUAGCUUUGUUUCUUCUUGUUGGGUUCUUGGCUGAUCUUGAGAAGUUGUAUAUUUUGAGAGUUUCUGGCUGGCUUGCUGGUAUUACAAAUUCUCUGGCUCUGUAAUUUUUUCGGGGUUGAGGUAACACUAAGCUAAACUUGUUGGCUUGCUUCGACUACAUUUCCAUAUCUGUUUUGUUCAGCAGCAGCAGAUUGCCAAAUGGCAUUGAGCACCCAAAGAGACCCUUCCUUUCUUCCUUCACCUGAUCAGUCUGCUCCUCAACCGAACUACGAUGUGUUUUUGAGUUUCAGGGGUGAGGACACUCGAAAUAGCUUUGUAUCCCAUUUAUACCACGAAUUGCAGCACAGAGGCAUUAAAACAUUCAAGGACGAUCCUAAGCUUGAAAGAGGGACACCUAUUUCUUCAGAGCUCUUCAAAGCAAUCGAAGAAUCAACGCUUGCAAUCGUUGUUCUCUCCCCAAAUUAUGCGUCUUCUUCCUGGUGCUUGGAUGAGCUUACAGAGAUUCUCCAAUGCAUGAAAUCUAAGGGCACAAUUCUGCCAGUGUUUUAUCAUGUGGACCCCGCCGAUGUGAGAAAACAAAGUGGCAGUUUUGCGGACGCCUUCGCUGAGCAUGAGAAAAGGUUUAGGGAAGACAUCGAUAAGGUGAAGCGCUGGAGAGAUGCUUUAACAGAAGUAGCCAAUUUAUGUGGGAUAGAUUCAAAGAAUGAGUUUGAAAGAAAGCUUGUUGAAAAGAUUGUUGACUGGGUGUGGGACAAAGUGCAUCACAGAUUCAAAUUGUUAGAUUCCAAAGGGUUAGUGGGAAUGAAGUUUAUACGUGAGCAAGUAGAUUUGCUUUUAGCUCAUCCUACGGAUGAUGUUCGCUUUAUAGGGAUAUGGGGGAUGGGCGGAAUUGGCAAAACAACCAUUGCUCAGCUAGUUUAUGAUAGCAUUUCUACCCAUUUUGAAGUUAGCAGCUUUCUUGCUAAUGUUAGAGAGGUUUCUCAACGUGGUUGUCUUGUUGAUCUACAAAGACAACUUCUUUCCCCAAUCUUAAAGGAUCAAAUUACUCAAGUUUGGGAUGAACAGUGGGGAACCUCUGUCAUUAAGAAUUGCUUGUAUAAUAAAAAGGUUCUUCUCAUUCUUGAUGAUGUGAGUGAAUCAAGCCAACUUGAAAAGUUGGCUGGUGAAAAGGAUUGGUUUGGUAAGGGGAGUAUAAUCAUUAUUACAACUAGAGAUAGACGGUUGCUAGAUCAACAUGAUGAUAUACAUAUACAAUAUGAGGUAGAGGCGUUAGGUGAUGAUGAUGCUCUUGAGCUCUUUAGUCGGAAUGCCUUUAAAAAAAAUGAGCCUGAGGAAGGUUUCUUGGAAUUGUCCAAGGGUUUUGUAAAUUAUGCCAGAGGCCUUCCACUAGCUCUUAAACUUUUGGGAUGCUUAGUGUAUAAGAGAGAUCAAGAUGAAUGGAAAAGUGAAUUGGAUAAGUUGCGGAAAAUUCCUAAGUCAGAAAUUUUUGAUUUGCUCAAACUAAGUUACGAUGGACUAGAUGAGAUGAACAAGAAUAUAUUUCUUGAUGUUGCAUUUUUUCAUAAGUGGAAGGGCAAGGGGAAAGUAAUUGAAAUACUAGACAGUUGUGGCCUAUGUGGUAAUAUUGGGAUAAAUGCUCUCGUUCAGAAAUCACUCUUAACUAUAUCAGAUGGGAAUGUUGGGAUGCAUGAUUUAAUACAAGAAAUGGCAUUGGAAAUUGUUCGUCGAGAGUGUCCUAAUGAGCCUGGUAGACGAAGUCGAUUGUGCAGUAAUGAUGAUAUUUCUCAUGUAUUCAUAAACAAUACGGCAACGGACAAAAUUAAAGGCAUCAUAUUACACAUGGCGACACCUGAAAAGGCAAAUUGGAAUUGUGAAGCCUUCUCUAAGAUGCUUAACCUGAAAUUUCUUGAAUUUGAUAAUGUGAUGAUUUCUUCAAGCCCCAGAAUUCUUCCUAAUUCCUUGAGAAGUAUCAAAUGGAGUUGGUAUCCUUCCAAAUUUCUCCCAUCAGGUUUUCAGCCGAAAUUCCUUAUUGCACUUGAGAUGCCUGUCAACAAACUUGUUCGGCUUUGGGAUGGAAGAAAGGACUUGCCCAACUUGAAAAAAAUGGACCUUCGUUACUCUAAAUACUUGACCACAACCCCAGAUUUCUCUGGCAUUCAGAAUCUUGAGGAGUUGGAUUUUGGAAGUUGUAAGAAUUUGGUUGAGAUUCACCUGUCAAUUGCAGAUCUCAAAUGUCUUAAAAGCUUGGGUCUUGGUUUUUGCACAAAAUUGAAAAAGAUUCCAGAAUUUUCAGGGCAAAUGAAAAACUUUUCAACGCUUGAUUUACAAGUGACGUCCAUUGAGAAAUUACCUUCAUCAAUAGGAUGUCUGGUUGGCCUUACUAGUCUGCUUCUAAAGGAUUGCAAAAAUCUCGCGGGUCUUCCGAGUGAAAUUUGUAAUUUGAAGUCACUUGGUGCACUCCAUGUGAAUGGAUGCUCAAAAAUUGACAAACUCCCAGAGAACAUGGGGGAGAUGGAGUGUUUACGUACGCUUCUACUGAAUGGAACUGCUAUAAGACAGCUGCCACGCUCCAUUGUUCGUUUGAAAAAACUGAAGGAUCUAUCUUUGGGUGGAAGUAGUGGAUCACAGCCUAAUAAUUCAAGGUUUUUGUGGUGCCUCCCCCGCUUCAAUGGAAGAAAGGCUUUUGUGUUGGCUUCGCUUGAUGGUUUAUUCUUGAAGAAUUUGAAUCUGAGUAAUCGUGGACUUUGUGAAGGGGGUCUUCCCAGUGAUAUUGGCUGCUUGUCCUAUUUAGAAGUAUUAAAGCUUAGUGGAAACAAUUUUUUUAGCCUUCCUGCAAGCAUUGGAUGUCUUUCUAAGCUUAAGGUAUUUUGGGUGAAUGGGUGCCAAAGGCUUCAACAAUUGCCAGAUCUUUCUAAGCUUAUCUCAUUAGUGGAUAUAGACAUAGCCGGUUGCACUUCCUUAAAAAUGUUACCACAUCUUUCGUCAAAUUGCUCAUUAAAAAUGUUACCACAUCUUUCGUCAAAUUGCUCAUCAGUGGAUAUAAACAACGAAAUAUAUUUUAGUGGGUUUAAUUGUACCAAUUGCUUUGUAUUGGUUGACAAUGAAGGCUGCGAUAGUAUAAUACUGAAAAUGCUACAGAGAUACCUUCAGCUUCAGCUUCAGCUCCCUUGUCCUUCUUUCGAAAUUGUAACUCCUGGAAGGGAAAUUCCAGAGUGGUUCAGUAGUCAAAGUUCGGGAGAUUCCCUAACUGUGGAGCUACCUCCAGAUUCAUGUACCACGUGGAUGGGAAUUGCUUUAUGUGCUGUGUUUGAAGUUCAGGCUGAUCUUUCUGAUUUUCAUUAUUCUGAAAUUAGCUGUUCCGCACAAGAAUUGCUUUAUGGAGUAUUUUCAAAAUAUUUUAAAAAAGGCGAAGUUGUGUCACCUCACCUUUGGGUAAUUUAUGUACAUCGUGAACAAUUUGAGACAAAAUGUGGUCAGAUAAAGGUUUUGUUAACAACUAAUUAUUAUUGUUAUGACCGAAUACGGCGGAUAUACGAAAAAUCUGGCACGUGGGAGAUGAAAUUUGGGUUUCGUUUGGUGCACGAGCAAGAUGUGGAACAACUCAACCAGAUCAUGAUGAACAAAUCCAUCAUCAAGAGCACUACUACUUGUCCUACCAAAUCAGCUGAUGCACAAGGUCAACAACGCCACGAUGACCAGGAGGCUGGUCCUAGUCGAAGUGGUAGCUCUCACCAAAAAUCUCUCUUCUGCAAUGCCUAUGCUCUUUUCGAAGAGGCAGACCAAGAAGAAUUAAAUGAUGAUGAUGACGAUGAUGAUGAUGUUGUUGUUGACGAAGCUCAGCCCAGAAAAAGAAAAAGGAUCGAUGUGUUUGGGACUGACCUAUGAUUCGUCACUUUCAAAGCAAAAGGCAUCACAGCUGCUGCAUUUCAAUUCAAUUACAUAAUAACAAGACUACUGCUGUUGAAGCCAGCCAAUUGUGUCAUGCAGUCAACCAAAAUUUGGGGUCCUGAUGCCAUGGCCGGUACUGGGCACAAUGCUAAUGUGCAACUUGAACUGAUCGAAAGUCGUUGUGUGCUUAUUGCCUAGGUUUGCAUGAAAUUUGCACCUCAAGAUCACCUACUUGGUUCUUAUCGACACAACUUCUGUGACUUUUUAAACUGCUCUAUUCUGUUUUGUGCAGGAUGGAAUAGGCCAACAAGAAUUCUCAAUCAGGCGCGUAAACAUUUGCAUUGAAUCGAUCUAAAACCGACCAAUUGCUUUGUCGGAACUCCUCCCCUGUCUGCUUCAUUGAUCAUCUCUUUGAUAGUUUGUGCAAUCUCUUUCAAUUAUGCAGUCUUCUCUUAUUUAGCAUCUCUCAAUUUUAAAUUGUUCAACAUACUGGAAUUUUGAGAGGUUCAUUUACAUCAGAAUAUGUUGAGCAGAAUUUGGGAGAGCUAGUUCUAUUUUGAAUAAAACUACAGUAACUUUUUAUUUGGAGAUUGGUAAUUUAUGAAGGAGAAGGUGUUUAUCUAGCCAGAAUGAACUCACAUUUCCACAAAAAAUAGAGGAUAUAGUAUUUAUUUUAAUAUUCACACAGUAGUCUGUCUUGAUAACAUUUUCACGCAAGGGAAAUCAUUUGAGAU